This is a messenger RNA of Fusarium keratoplasticum, 2109 nucleotides long. RefSeq lists its product as uncharacterized. The coding region runs from base 1 to 2109 and encodes 702 amino acids. The transcript has a single exon. The record is from RefSeq and is a predicted model, not a curated record. NCBI's taxonomy places the organism in Eukaryota, Fungi, Ascomycota, Sordariomycetes, Hypocreales, Nectriaceae.
AUGAAGUCCAUCUCGUUCGUCCUCACCCUGCUCCUCAGCAGCGCUCUGGCUGCUCCUUUCGAAUCUACCUACUCUAGCCUAUCCGCACGCGAGGAAGCCGGCCUGUUCGACGACUUGAAGGGCGGUAGCCUCGGCCCACGGGCUAGCGAUGACACCCUCGUUGCACGAGCUACGGCUGACUUGGACAAGUUCCUUGCAUCACUCGGCGGCCAGGAAAAGCGCGACGGUGAGGCGCCUUCCAAGCGUGAGGAAGCCCUCCUCGGUGGGCUCCUAGAUGGUCUUCUCGGCCUGACCGGCGGCUCCGGAGGCGUUGGAGGAGCUGUAAAGGGCGCGACUGACACCGUGGGCGGCGUGACUGGUGGCCUUACUAAGGGUCUCACUGGCAAGCUAGAUGGUGUCACCGGUAGCGCUGGAGGCCUUACCAAGGACCUUACCGACAAGUUGGGUGGUCUGACUGGUGGGCUCACGGGCAACAAGAAGGGAGCAUAUAAGCAGAAGCGCGAGGAAGCCCUCCUCGGCGAGCUCCUCAGUGCGCUUGGCGGCCUUACCGGCAGCCUGACCGGCGGCUCUGGACCCGUUGGGGGACUCGGCAAGGAGCUUACUGGAAAGCUUGGUGAUGUUACCGGCAGCGCUGAAGGCCUUACCAAGGAGCUCACCGGGAAGCUGGGCGACGUAACUGGUGGGCUUACGGACGGAAAAUCUGGUGAAGACGGUGCCGACAAGAAGGGAUCCGACAAGAAGAAGCGUGAGGAAGCCCUCCUCGGUGGACUCCUAGAUGGUCUUCUCGGCCUGACCGGCGGCUCCGGAGGCGUUGGAGGACUUACCAAGGGGCUCACUGAUACUGUGAGCGGCGCGACUGGUGGCCUUACCAAGGAGCUUACUGAAAAGCUUGGUGGUUUGACCGGUGGUGCCAGUGGCUCUGCAGCCGUUGGAGAUCUUCCCAAAGACCUUACCGAAAAGCUGGGUGCCCUGGCUGGCGGAAAGUCUGGUGAAGACGGAGACGACAAGAAGAAGGAAUCCGACAAGCGGAAGCGCGAGGAGGCCAUCGCGGGACUACCCAUCUCUCUCGAAGAUCUCCUCGGUCUCCUAGGGCUUGGCAAGCGUGGCGAAGAGAGUCUCUCCAAGCGCGAGGAGGCUCUUGCUGGGCUACCAGUCGGGGACCUUCUCGCUCUUCUGAAGGGGCUCGGGCUUGGCAAGAGAGAUAACCAGGAGCUUUCUAAGCGCGAGGAAGCCAUUGCUGGACUUCCCAUCUCUCUUGAAGACCUCCUUGGUCUGCUGGGUGGACUUGGCAAGCGCGAGGAGGCUAUCGCAGGACUACCCAUCUCUCUCGAAGAUCUCCUCGGUCUCCUAGGACUUGGCAAGCGUGGCGAAGAGAGUCUCUCCAAGCGCGAGGAGGCUACCCUGCCCAUCUCCCUUGAAGACCUCCUUGGUCUUCUGGGCGGACUUGGCAAGCGUGAGGAGGCUAUCGCUGGAUUGCCCAUCUCUGUCAAGGAUCUUCUUAGUCUUCUAGGCGGACUCAGCAAGAGUGGUAAGAAGACCCUCCCCAAGCGCGAGGAGGCCAUUGCCGGACUGUCUGUUGAGGAACUGCUCGCCGGUCUGCUGGGUGGUCUUGGCAAGCGAGAUGGACAGGAGCUAUCUGAGCGCGAGGUGGCUGGCAUUGGCAGAAUUCUUAGCCUCAACCUCCUGCCGCUCACCAAGGGGUCAGGAAAGCGAGAGGAGCCAAAGGCUGAGGAGCUUGUGGACCCUAUUAUCGCCGACGGAGCAUCUGUUGAGCGGCGAGACCCCAUCGUUCUCACUCCUGAGAUCAUCAAGGCCCUCAUUCAGCAGAAGCUUGAGGGUGCCAAGAAGGGCAAGACCGACAACAAGGGCAAGGACAGCGGCAAUGACAAGCGCGAGGUGGCAAACAACCACGAAGCCGCUGCCAAUGUUCCUACCGAUGAGCUCAAAGAAAUUCUUGCGGCCGUCCUGGGUGGUGCUAUCAAGCUCCCUGCCAUUGACUCGAUCAAGAAGGGUGUGGAGGACAAGGCAGGUGAUGCGAAGGAUGUGGCUCAGGAUGCCUCGGGAAAGACUAAGGAGGCUGUUGCUGCCGUUGACCCUGUCUCUGCUUAG